CUGAGUGUUCCCUUUGAUAAUUAUUCAAUUAUCAUGGCAGAUAAUAUUCUUGAAAUUAAAAACGUUUAUGAUAUCCCUCCAGAUAUUCGAAAACAAUACGAUAAUUUAAGCGGACCAUCCGCUACGGAACAUGGAAUAAAUGAAAUUAAAGUAGAUUUAAAGGAUAUCAAAAAAGAUUUAAAAGAUGUAAAAAUAAUGAUGGCCGAUUUAAAAGGAGAGAGCAAGAUGAAUGAUUAUAUUAAAAAUUAUUAUGUUGCUAUAAAUUACUUGGAAAUAGAACAAGAUUUCAAUAAACAACAGUAUAUUACACAUGCCAGUGAACUUGGUAAAUAUAUAUUUCCACAAUGGGAAAGUAAAAACCUUAAUACUCGUCAACCAGAUGCAGUUGAAUGCUUCAGUCUAUUGACCAAUCGUUUGAAAUCUUCAAUCGUUCAAAAGUUCGAGUUUGAACCAGAUGACACCCUAGGAUCUAUUAACAAUGAAAAUACAUCAGAUCCUGAAAUAUUUUCAUAUGUAUGCAAUAAAUUAAAUUUAUUAAAACCCGGAAUUUACGAAUUAAAUGAUCCUAAAACUGUUAAUCCUGAACAUGCCGUGCGUGCAAAAAUCAAAUAUCAAGAGGAUAUUGACUAUGCUGACUUACUUGCUGAACAAGAAUGGAUAAAAAAAACAAAUUUCAAAAAUGAGAAACGUAGAAUGGGUAUUAUUCAAAGUAUCAAGGCAACAGUAAAGGGUAUUAGGAACAAAAGAUUUAUACAUCAAUCUAAGGACGGGAAGGUUGUCUUUUAUAUUAACGAUGGCGAAUACGAAAUAAUUCCAGUAAAACAUACAAAUUCAUUUUCUCCCUUUGUUGACCAAACAGUCAAAAUACUUUUCCAACAUUAUAAAUCUUUCUUAAAUACAGCGCCAAAUAUGAACCUUGAUUCUAAACGAAAGUUGAUAAUUCUUAAAAAAUCAGUAACACUGCAAGAUAAAAUCAAUAGUUUUAAGAAAUGUAUAGCUGAUACAGAAGAGUUUAAACAAUUUGAAGAAAAAUAUGUUGGGCUGAACAAUGGACAUGGACAUUGGGCCACUGUUAUGCCCCGUAUUUCUUUUUCUGACUAG
Racocetra persica is the source of this 1101-nucleotide messenger RNA. Lineage: Eukaryota; Fungi; Glomeromycota; Glomeromycetes; Diversisporales; Gigasporaceae. The record is from the annotation of a GenBank genome assembly.